Messenger RNA from Macrosiphum euphorbiae (potato aphid), 360 nucleotides. The record is from the annotation of a GenBank genome assembly. NCBI's taxonomy places the organism in Eukaryota, Metazoa, Arthropoda, Insecta, Hemiptera, Aphididae.
AUGUACCGAAUCGAAAAGAAAUCUUUUAAUUAUUCAUGCGUUAAAGUAAUUGAAGAAGUGAUAUUUGUUUGGAAUAAAGCAAGAAUACCGACAACGCGGAAGGAUAACGCAAUAAAUAAGUUUAAAAAGAUCUACAAUCAAUGGCUUAAUCUUUUUAAACAUAAAGAUAGAAUAACAGAGCUUCACCGUCAACAAGAAAGUGGGUUUCGUUUAAAGAUGGCUAAUCUUUUUGAUAUUAGUGAUGCUAAUGCUACAAAUAAAAUAAUUAUUGAUAAAGAUAGGCAAUUAUUACUGGCACAACGAGAGCCAGGAAGAAGUGGUUUUAUGUCUACAGAGGACGUUUUUACAACCAAAACAUAA